AUGAGGGGGAAGCUGGACCCCUACUCCGGCCCCACAGGCCAUGCCAGUGGGCUGGGUCCCCACCGGAGGAAGCGGACCACUUUCAGCAGAGGGCAGCUGCUGGAGUUGGAGAGGGUGUUUGCAGCCCGGCCCUACCCGGACAUUGGCACCCGUGAGCACCUGGCCCGGGUCACCUGCCUUCCUGAGGCCAAGAUACAGGUGUGGUUCCAGAACCGCCGGGCCAAGAGAAUCAAGAAUACGAAGGCAGGAGGCCUAAGCCCGAGGCCAGCCCCCCCAAGAGCCCGUUCUCUUCCAGACACCCUCCAGCAGUCCCGGGAGCCCCGAAAACUAGGCCAGCUCCCGCCCUCCAACAGCACGCCUCAGUGUGCCUCACUGUGUAGACAUGCCUCCUGCUCAGCUCCUGGCUUGGGUCCAGGGCAGGGCCGGGCAGGGGCUAAAGCUGUAGCCCCAUGGGGACCAGCUGGGGCUUCAGCGACCCACCUUUCUUCAGAACGAGCUACUCCCCAGACCUCGUUGGGCAGCCUGUCUGACCUCAUCUAUGCCUCAGCCAUUGUCACCAACCAGGACCACUCCUAA
Molecule: messenger RNA, 576 nt
Organism: Lynx canadensis (Canada lynx)
Lineage: Eukaryota; Metazoa; Chordata; Mammalia; Carnivora; Felidae
Gene: SEBOX
Product: SEBOX homeobox
Molecular function (GO): DNA binding
Source: RefSeq, a predicted model, not a curated record